UCAUCUUGAUCAUUAACAAAAACAAGAGGCUUGGGCGUGAAGAUCCAUCGAUGGGUAUCUUUCCAGGUUUUCUGGGUUUGUUUCUGCUAUGUGGGAUGCUGCAUUGCAUUGUUGAAUGCCAUGUCCAUUACCAUGACUUUGUACUCAAAAAGGAGAACUUUACAAGAUUAUGUUACACAAAGAGCAUGCUGGUAGUGAAUGGCAGUUUUCCGGGGCCAGUCAUUCGUGUGCAAAAGGGGGAUACUGUCUUUGUCAAUGUUCACAAUCAAGGAGAUUAUGGACUUACUAUUCACUGGCAUGGAGUACAUCAACCAAGAAAUCCAUGGUCAGAUGGUCCUGAAUAUAUUACACAAUGUGCCAUCAAACCUGGCUCAAAUUUUACUUACGAGGUUAUAUUUUCUGAUGAGGAAGGAACACUUUGGUGGCAUGCUCAUAGUGAAUGGACGAGAGCUACUGUCCAUGGUGCCAUUGUUAUUAUGCCUUUAAAUAAUACGAGUUUUCCGUUUCCUGAACCUGAUGGACAAGAAAUCAUUGUACUCAGUUCUUGGUAUAACAGUACUGAAGAUGUGAGUGACAUAGUUGCUGAAGCCCUUCAAGAUGGAGGUGAUACUCCCGACUCUGAUUGCUACACCAUCAAUGGACAACCAGGAGAUUUUCUCCCAUGCUCAAAUGAUAGUACAUACCAUUGGCAGGUGGAGUAUGGUAAGACCUAUCUUCUACGUCUUGUCAAUGCAGUGAUGAAUUCAGAACUGUUCUUUGCAAUUGCUGAACAUAGCCUCACCGUUGUUGGUAUCGACGCAUCCUAUGUGAAACCCAUCGUGACCGAUUAUAUCAUGAUUAGCGCUGGACAAACAAUGGAUAUUUUGAUCACCGCAAACCAAUCCCCUGGCGCUUACUAUAUGGCUACUAGACAAUAUAACACCGUGAGGAAAAAUAUUGAUGACUACGAUAAUUCAAAUGUUACUGCAAUUCUUCAGUACAAAGAGAAGUACACACCCUUGAUGGACCCAGUUUUUCCAAGCAUCCUCCCUACUUAUUUUGAUAUAGUAUCAGGAAGAAAGUUCACAAGGCGUAUUAAGAGCUUAGCAAGCAUAGAGCACCCGACAAAUGUGCCGAAGAAUAUAUCUACUAGAAUGUUUAUAACAGCUGCUUCAAAUUAUGGUUUCAUUAAUCGUUCUGGCGAGUAUGAAACUGGUGUUACUACUAGUCUAAACAAUUUAAGUUGGGUUAAUCCAGAAACAGAUGUGCUACUUUCCUACUACAGGAACAUAACAGGGUUUUACACGCCAGACUUUCCUGAUUAUCCACCAUUUAUAUUUGACUUUGUGUCAGAAGAUUUUGCUCCUGAUACUGUCCCAACAAUAAAAGGAACCAAGGUGAAGGUGUUAGAAUACGAUGAAGAGGUUGAAAUAGUGUUUCAGGGUACUGAUCUCAUGAGAGCAUCUGAGGAUCAUCCAAUGCACAUGCAUGGUUAUAGUUUUUAUGUGGUUGGAUCAGGAACUGGAAAUUUUGACAAUGAGACAGACCCCAAAGGCUACAAUUUAUUUGAUCCUCCAAAGAUGAAUACUGUUUCGCUCCCAAAAGUAGGAUGGGUAGCUAUCAGAUUCAAAGCAAGUAACCCCGGAGUUUGGUUCUGGCACUGUCAUUUUGAUCGACAUUUGACUUGGGGUAUGAGCUUCGUGAUAAUAGUUAAAGAUGGAGGUACGCCAGAAACGAGCAUACGUAAGCCACCUCCAAACAUGCCUCAAUGUACUAGCUCAUCUACUAUUAAGCUGCAACCUUUCCAUGAUUUCAGCAGAACAGGCGACAAAAGUAACUAGCUUGAAGCCUAAUUUAAUUAAAUGAAGAACUUAUUCGUAUCUUUGUUAAGUUAUCUAUUCAAUAAUUCAAGAACAAAUUGUACGCUUUGGAUAUUUAUUGCUUCACAUCAUGA
This is a messenger RNA of Rosa chinensis, 1933 nucleotides long. Its product is annotated as putative laccase-9. NCBI's taxonomy places the organism in Eukaryota, Viridiplantae, Streptophyta, Magnoliopsida, Rosales, Rosaceae. The coding region runs from base 51 to 1820 and encodes 589 amino acids. Gene Ontology annotation, biological process: lignin catabolic process. Gene Ontology annotation, molecular function: hydroquinone:oxygen oxidoreductase activity; copper ion binding. Gene Ontology annotation, cellular component: apoplast. The record is from RefSeq and is a predicted model, not a curated record. The transcript has 8 exons.